CGGCGCGCCGGGAUGACGACAUCGGCCGGUGGCGGCGGUUGCGGCAGUGGCGGCGGCAGCAAGAGACAGGGAGGGCUUCCGGGGCUGCGGGCCUGACCGCGGAGAGCUGCUGUCAUGGCGGCCGCCCUGUGGGCCCUCUUCCCCGUCUUUUUGCUUCUGCUGUCAGGGGAUGCCCAGAGCUCGGAGGUGUCUGGGUCUACCUCCGAGGGGUCAGGAGGGAGUGGGGCCGGCGUAGGAGAUCGCUUCAAGAUUGAAGGCCGUGCGGUUGUUCCUGGAGUGAAGCCCCAGGACUGGAUCUCCGCGGCCCGAGUGCUGGUAGACGGAGAAGAGCAUGUCGGCUUCCUUAAGACAGAUGGCAGUUUUGUGGUUCAUGAUAUACCUUCUGGAUCUUAUGUAGUGGAAGUUAUAUCUCCAGCUUAUAGGUUUGAUCCCGUCCGAGUGGAUAUCACUUCAAAAGGAAAAAUGAGAGCGAGGUAUGUGAAUUACAUCAAAACGUCAGAAGUGGUCAGACUGCCCUAUCCUCUCCAGAUGAAAUCUUCAGGCCCUCCUUCUUACUUCAUUAAAAGGGAAUCUUGGGGCUGGACAGACUUUCUGAUGAACCCAAUGGUUAUGAUGAUGGUCCUUCCAUUACUGAUAUUUGUGCUUCUGCCCAAAGUGGUCAACACAAGUGAUCCUGAAAUGAGACGGGAGAUGGAGCAGUCAAUGAAUAUGCUGAAUUCCAACCAUGAAUUGCCUGAUGUUUCUGAGUUCAUGACAAGACUCUUCUCUUCAAAAUCAUCCGGCAAAUCUAGCAGUGGCAGCAGUAAAACAGGCAAAAGUGGGGCUGGCAAAAGGAGGUAGUCAGGCAGGUCAGAAAUGGCAUUUGCACAAAUAUGGCAACACUGGGUGCCAUCCAAGUUUUGAGGGAAAACCAUGUGAAGCAACUACUGUAAACAAGUCAUCCUUAAAGUUGAUCUCUGAUAACUGUUGUGUGUGAUAACUCUUCAGCACAUGUUUGCGUUUGGUACACAAGAAAAUCCAGCUUUCAUUCUUUGUACGAGGUCAAUACUGAUGUCACUGAAUUAAUUACAGUGUCUAUAGAAAAUGACAUUAAUAAGUUAUAUGAAGUACUAUACAUUAAGUAUAUUAAAAUAAGUCUUAAUCCAGA
Phacochoerus africanus (Common warthog) is the source of this 1147-nucleotide messenger RNA. It is a transcript of the gene EMC7, whose product is annotated as ER membrane protein complex subunit 7. Gene Ontology annotation, cellular component: EMC complex. Gene Ontology annotation, molecular function: carbohydrate binding. The transcript has 5 exons. The coding region runs from base 115 to 840 and encodes 241 amino acids. The record is from RefSeq and is a predicted model, not a curated record. NCBI's taxonomy places the organism in Eukaryota, Metazoa, Chordata, Mammalia, Artiodactyla, Suidae.